Molecule: messenger RNA, 615 nt
Organism: Macrobrachium nipponense
Lineage: Eukaryota; Metazoa; Arthropoda; Malacostraca; Decapoda; Palaemonidae
Product: submandibular gland secretory Glx-rich protein CA-like
Exons: 1
Coding region: 1-615 (204 amino acids)
Source: RefSeq, a predicted model, not a curated record
AUGCAGCACCCAUCCACAGCUUCAGGAUCAGAAAGUAUUAAAUUGGAGACAACCCCCAGUAACCUCCAACCAGUUCACCCACCUCGAAACAGGAACCAGCAGCGCCCAGGGACAGGACACCCACCAUGUCCUGAUCCCAGACAAUGCCAGCACCCAUCCACAGCUCAGGGAUCAGAAAGUAUUAAACUGGAGACAACCCCCAGUAACCUCCAACCAGUUCACCCACCUCCAAACAGGAACCAGCAGCGCCCAGGGACAGGACACCCACCAUGUCCUGAUCCCAGACAAUGCCAGCACCCAUCCACAGUUCAGGAUCAGAAAGUAUUAAACUGGAGGCAACCCCCAGUAACCUCCAACCAGUUCACCCACCUCCAAACAGGAACCAGCAGCGCCCAGGGACAGGACACCCACCAUGUCCUGAUCCCAGACAAAUGCCAGCACCCAUCCACAGCUCAGGGAUCAGAAAGUAUUAAACUGAGACAACCCCCAGUAACGGCUCCAACCAGUUCACCACCUCCAAACAGGAACCAGCAGCGCCCAGGGACAGGACACCCACCAUGUCCUGAUCCCAGACAAUGCCAGCACCCAUCCACAGUCAGGAUCAGAAAGUAUUAA